AUGGACCAGUACGACCUCAGCCCACCGCCUACCCCAGGGCCUAGCUCGUUCGCUCCACGACCCAUGCACGCUAACAAGAUCUCCAGGGCGCCGGCCCGCUCGCUCUCCCUUCGCAUUCCCGAGGACGGCCAAGCGUUUGGCGGUCUCAGCCAACCCUCGCAAUCCUCUGCACCUUCACUCGCCCUGCCGCUCGAUUCCAGUUAUGCCGGUCCCAGCACGCUUUCGCAGCCAUCGCAGUCCAAACUGACACGCAAGCGUCCCUCGAAGCUCACCUUGGCACCGCCAUCGGCCGGCGACGACUCUGGCCAGUCUUCACGGUCCAUGCCGAAUUCGCCCGUCGCCCUCUUGCGGUCUGAAUCCACAGCAGAGCCAGUCGACGACAUGGCACCGCCAGCAUCUGCCAUUUCGGAGGCGGUCAAGCAUCUGUCAAGCACGCUUCGAGGCACGCCGCGCAGACGGCCGAGCAUGCCUUUCAAGAGCACAGCACCAGCUCAGAGGUCGGCCUAUCCUGAGCCAACGAGCGCUGCAAGUUCGCGCAGCAGACCACCAGAAGCUUUUCGAGAUCCGUCCGAGCACAUUCUCAGCGGCAAAGGAAGCACUUUGCAGCACGCACGCAGCGUCUACUCGCAAGGCCCCGUCGAGAUCUUGCCUGGUCUGUUCCUCGGUGAUGAGCACAACGCGCGUGACACACGCAUGCUUUCUUCUCUUGGCAUCACCACCAUACUCAAUGUCGCCAAGGAGACGGUUCUCGAUUUUCAAUCGGACCACGCGCCGACGCCAGUCUACGCAAGCACGCCACACACGCCUUGGUCAAGCGCUGCUAGAGCCAUCGGUCGUUCCGAUGCUGACUCAGGUUCGGUCGGCAGCGCCCGAGCUCCGUACGGUGCUCGGCACGCCUCGGCCACGAUCAGUGCAGUGCCGCAGACACCCAGCACGUAUUUCACACCACCAACCACCGCGUCGGUCUCGACGUUCGCAGGUCACGGCGCCGCCUCCUCGCCGCGCGACGCAAUCAGUGCUUCGGUGCUGCGCAACACGUCUUCUACACCCAAUUUGCUUGCGCAGUUCAUCGACGCUGAGGCCGCCACCACCUCAGAACCAGCCUCUCUGCACGACACUCAGGCAGAGUCCUCUUCGACUGCACAGGUCAACACGCUCACAGCAGAGGAUGUGCUGCAGUAUCGCUCGCUGCGACGUACCAGCGAUUCGUCGUCGGAUGAUGCUUUCGGCACCGCCUCAUCGCCGUCAUCCUCUCAUGCCCCAAGCACCUGCACCUCGGCCACCACCGAGCUCACACCGCCCGCGCUCAUGACCCUCAAGUCUGGCGAGUACGCGGAUCCUCGUGUCAAUGCUUCGUUGAGCGGAUCUGCCAGCCAACAGCCCUCACCUAACUACAGCUUUGAUGACGAUUCACGAGACUCGUCGCAGAGUUGGAUCACCCACGUCGAGCUGCCAUCGAAUGCGACCGCAACCACAAUACCCGCCAAUGCACAACACGGUCGAUCGCGCGAGAUGCGCUACAUCAAGUUGCCAUGGACGCACGACGAGACCGACCUCGCUUCCGGCCACGGUGGCUUUGCCCAUGGCUGCGCAUUGAUUGCAGAGGCGCUCGGCAUCGACAGUCGCUACUGGUACGCCGCCAAGAUUGCUGCCGACGCGGAUGCAUGCUCGGCUCUGCAAGAUGAUGCAAGCUUGGAUCAGGUUCAAACGAAUCCAUCGCCGGGCAAGGUCCUGGUGCAUUGCCAGUGCGGUGUCAGUCGCAGCGCCACUUUGGUCAUCGCCUUUGUCAUGCAGGCCGCCGCCAUGCGAUACGGUUUUGAAGCGGCCCGUACCCUGCUCGGUAUGCACGACUGCUACAACAUGGUCAAGGAAAAGUCGUCGAGCAUUUCUCCCAACAUUUCACUUAUCUAUCAGCUGGUUGAGUGGGAGCGCUACCUGUCGAAUGCUGCUGGUCGACUGCGAGACAUGCUAGGCCUGAGUCAUGGCAAUGUCGCUGGAGCAUCAGGCACUGACCCGGCCAGCAACGGAUCUUCAAGUCUGGCAGCGGCAGGGUGGUCGACCGAGCCUAUGGACGAAGCCAUGUGGAGCAAGAUGCGCUUGGAGGAGGAAGAGAAGGAAGCGGCAGAAGAGGCUAGGCGACGAGAAGAGCGUCUCAACGAAGCAGUGAGGCUAGCAGCCGAGCGAAAGGCGGCGCAGGAUCAAGCCGAAGGACGCGACUCUGAUAACAACCUCGGCGGCGACGCCGGUGUCGGAUCGCUGAUGCAGCGAAGGAGGAAAAAGGCAGCGCCUGCGCUGCAGUUGCAGCCGCCUGCUGCUCCUACUCCUACGGCAGGUGCACUAAUGCCCAGCCCUGGGCUGAACCGUCGUCGCCCACCAGCGUUGCGACUCGGCUCUGGAAGCAAAGCCGAUGUUGAAGGAUCAAAGCCGCGAGCCGAUGCUGAUGGCGAUGUCAUGAUGAACGAGCUCGAUCCUCCUCAGACGCCUCUGCGUUCCUCGGCAGCAGACUCCGACAUUGUCAGCACGCCUACCGCUCGAACGACGGCAGCAUCGUUUGGGCCUGAUUCGGCCAGCUCGACGCUGCGGACUCCGGUCGCCUGGUCUUCGUCCUCUGCCAUGCCCACUGUUGCGCCGGAGUUCAUGAAGCCCAAACAGCCUUUGUCGUCAUCAUUUGACCUUGCCGCCUCGGCAAUGGCGAGCGGCCAUUUGAGCGCAGGAAGGCCGCCACCGACGACAUUGCUCUCACCAGCAUCGCCAGCCAUGGCCACCUCCCGGUCCGCCGAGAAUCACGCGAACCGAUUCAGCUUCGGUGGUGCUCCGAUGAGCGGCAGCCUCUCCGCGCGCCUCGACACGGCCGAUAAGCGAUCCCGACCGGGCUCGAUGCAAGGCGCCAUGUCCUCGUCGUCCUCCUCAACCGCCCUGUUCGGCGUCACCGCGCUGUCCCGGGAAGAGCGCAAGAAGCAGCAUCGCCGAACCUUCUCCUCCGACUGGCCCGCUUUGCAGGCCAAUCUCGGGUCGCAAAGGAGGGGCAGCAAGGUCGGAAGCUCGCUUGCUUCGCCGGCUAUAGCCGGAACGGAGACAGCUGCACAUGAACACGGCUAUGCCGAUAUGGACGUCUAG
Molecule: messenger RNA, 3117 nt
Organism: Kalmanozyma brasiliensis GHG001
Lineage: Eukaryota; Fungi; Basidiomycota; Ustilaginomycetes; Ustilaginales
Product: Dual specificity phosphatase, catalytic domain protein
Exons: 1
Coding region: 1-3117 (1038 amino acids)
Biological process (GO): negative regulation of MAPK cascade; protein dephosphorylation
Cellular component (GO): cytoplasm
Molecular function (GO): MAP kinase tyrosine/serine/threonine phosphatase activity; protein tyrosine/threonine phosphatase activity
Source: RefSeq, a predicted model, not a curated record